GGGAAAUAACGAAAUUCCAGCAACUGAAAACCAAACUAUAGCUGACACACGGCCAGUAGCUAGUCCCGGUUCCAUGUCGUCAUCAUCGGCAUCGUCUUCACCCACAUAUACCAGCCUAUCACAACGAUCACCACAGCCCAAUGUUAUCGAAGGAAAUCCCUACAUACGGAUCGUUGAACAGCCGCAUCCCAAAGGAUUGCGAUUCCGUUACAUUUGCGAGGGCCGUUCGGCUGGAUCGAUACCGGGUAUUAAUUCUACACCGGAUAAUAAGACAUAUCCCACCAUAGAAAUAGUCGGCUACACAGGCAACGUGAAAAUCAUUGUAUCCUGUGUUACAGCCGACGAACCCUAUCGACCACACCCACACAAUUUAGUCGGUAAGGAGGGGUGUGAUCGCGGAGUGUGUACCAUGCGACUAAAGGGACCACCCAUGCGUGCCGUUUUCAGUAAUCUGGGUAUACAGUGUGUGAAGAAGAAAGAAAUAAAAUCAUCUCUGGAGGAGAGAGAGCGAAUUAAUGUCGAUCCCUUCAAGACCAAAUUCGCGCAUAUGGACCAACCAUCCAGCAUUGACCUGAAUAUUGUAAGACUCUGCUUCCAAGCAUUUAUACCGGUUGGGUCGCAGAAAUACUACAAACUCAAGCCAGUUGUAACGGAACCUAUUUACGACAAAAAGUCCAUAAACGAACUGGUUAUAUGUCGACUCUGCAGUUGUUCGGCUAAAGCCAGCGGUGGCGAUACUAUUUUCCUGCUGUGCGAAAAACUACCCAAAGAUGACAUCAAGAUUCGUUUCUAUGAGGAAAAGGAUGGAAAAGUCAUUUGGGAGGACUACGGAGAGUUCCAACAAACGGACAUACACAAGCAGACUGCAAUAGCUUUCAAAACGCCGCGCUAUCACAAUACAGAAAUUGAGAAGAGGGCACAGGUUUUCAUACAGCUUGUUCGAUUCUCCAGUGAACCGGUUGCCAACGGCCAAACACCCACCUUCAGCCAAGUUAGCGAUCCUUUGCAUUUCGAAUUCUAUCCAGAUCCAGACCAAUUUAAGCGAAAGCGUCUUAGAACUGGUGGCAAUCCUAUGCGAAUACUUCAGGAAAUACAGCAAUAUGAUAAAAUGCAUAACAAUAAUAGCAAUAGUAACAUUUCAAUAAACACUACAUGGAAUAUACCACCAGCAUCUCUUUCACCAGCCUCCACACAAGGAACAGUACCAGAAAUUAAAAAUGAGCCCUUUUUAUCGCCGAAUUAUUGUGGAACAUAUAGAACACCUUAUCAAAUGUCACCAUCACCCCAGCCGGCAUCACCCAUGAAUCGCAACAGCAUGACACCAUCGCCAGGUUUAAUGAAAACACCCAGUGCAGAUAGUCAGACUCAAAUGUGUAACUCGUACAAUCAAAUUCAAAUUAACGGCAACACCAACUAUGCCCCAUCUAAUGCCAACAACAAUGACAACAACAAUCCAUUUCUUAAUGGCAACAAAGAUUUUUCGAACAUAAAUCAAUUGAAUACAUUGUCAACCUCACCGUCAACUAAUCCAUUCUACAAUCCAACAAGUGGUGGCAGUAUAACACCACUCUAUCCCAAUGCUAAUAACAAUGGGAAUCUUUGCACCACAUCACAAUUUCCGAAUUUGGCAAAUAUUACCACUCUACCCAACAAUAUAAGUACCUCAUCAUCAAGUGCCGUCUCCAAUCUCAACAUUGUUGGUAAUCAUCAGUUCCACUACCAGUAUCAAGAUUUUCAACAGCAAACACAUGUCCAGCAAAGCCCCCAAAUAAACGACACUAACGAUGCUGUCGUUUCUCUGAACACUCUUUUACAGAUCGACAGCGAUAAUUUCGUUAACAUAAAUUCCGAGGAGUUGCGCCUUUCUAAUUUAUCAAUUUCAACCUAAGGCGAAGCAAUUGAACUGGGACCCUAAACAUCACGGGGCCCAAUUGUGUGCCAAUAGAAACAAAUGCCCCCAAAUGGUCAAGGAAGUCGGAGUUUGUCGAAUAUGAAUCUCAAUUUUGUUGAUAUUUUAUUAUUAUAUACACAAAUGAAAAUCAAAUAUAAAUAAGUUUUAAAUUUAAGUUCAAUACACCAACCCUUUCUUUAGAUUUGCACAAAUUUAGAGGUAGUUGUAAUACAAAUUUCUUCUGUAAGUUUUGUAAUUAGAAAAACGAAAUUCCUAAAUUGUUUUUAAUUAAGUAGACAAGUAAAAAAUAAACUUGAAAUAUAUAAAAAA
Molecule: messenger RNA, 2221 nt
Organism: Musca domestica (house fly)
Lineage: Eukaryota; Metazoa; Arthropoda; Insecta; Diptera; Muscidae
Product: dorsal-related immunity factor Dif-like
Exons: 6
Coding region: 74-1888 (604 amino acids)
Biological process (GO): non-canonical NF-kappaB signal transduction; innate immune response; inflammatory response
Cellular component (GO): cytoplasm
Molecular function (GO): DNA-binding transcription factor activity; DNA binding
Source: RefSeq, a predicted model, not a curated record